CGUUUACCCUCUCUUCAAGUUCGUAGAUACCGCGCUUAUGAUUCAAAUUUUGAUAACCUGGUGCAAGAGGUUAAAUCCAUUUUUCAAAUAAAAAAUCCGACCAUGUGCUGGUAUGAUGGCGAAGAUUACGUCACCAUUUUAUCUGGAGUUGAACUUUUGGAUGCAAUAGAGUUCUUUGAGAAGAAAUCUAAAAUAGGCUGCGAAGACUCACCGGUACCCCUAUAUAUAUCAUCCGAGGACUCAUUUUACACUUCAUCCCUUCCAGUUUCACCGGUCAUUUCUCGCACUUCUAGUGCUGACCCCUCUUCUCUUAGAGCUUCUCUCUUGUGCCAAAAAUGGAAUGAUCCCACCCCAAAUUGGGAAGCUGUUGAAGCUAAUGGUGAUGGGCACUCAGAAUCAACUCGUGCUCCUCAAGCUUCACGUGGUUAA
This is a messenger RNA of Protopolystoma xenopodis, 429 nucleotides long. The record is from the annotation of a GenBank genome assembly. NCBI's taxonomy places the organism in Eukaryota, Metazoa, Platyhelminthes, Monogenea, Polystomatidea, Polystomatidae.